AUGUCAUUUUCUUCACCUCCCCAUGAAAAUAUUGAAUUAUCUUCUGAUGAAAAUGAUGAUGUUGAAUCAGCUGCUUUACAUCUCGUUUUAAACUCAUUAAAAACCAAUUGGACAAGUCCAUCAAUUAAAAGACUUACUGAUGGUCUCUCGAAUAAUCUCUUUGCUAUUCUUCCAUCAUCAAAAGAAUCUGAUAAUGAAAAAGACCGAGGUGUUAUUGUAAAAAUUUAUGGUAAUAAUUCAGAUUUAAUUGUCGAUCGAAAAGAAGAAAUUCGUUUUAUGCUUCAUCUGGCUCAAUUUCAAAUGGCUAGUCGAAUUUUACUUACAUUCAAUGAUGGUUUUAUUUAUGAAUAUGUGCCUGGUACUCCUGUUGAUAUUCAUGAUGAACAAAAACCAUUACUCAUUGCCCGGAGCAUGGCUGAAUUUCAUUCAAUACCAUUGAUGAAAGGUGAUGAUAACCGAAGAAAAGCACAAUUAUCAGAAAAACUUCGUCAUUAUGUUAAUUUAUUAAGUGGAAAAAAUGAUGAAUUACAUAAACGAUUAGAUAAAAAUGCUUCAUCUAUCUUAUCGAAUCUCAAAAAUAUUUGCUGGUCUGAUAUUAGUAAAGAUAUUGAUAAAAUUGAACAUAUAUUUGAAAAUAAACAAUCAAAAUGGUCUCACAUACCUGUUGUUAUUUGUCAUAAUGAUACACAAAGUUUAAAUUUUUUAUAUGAUGAAGAAAAUAAUAAUACGAUAUCAUUAAUUGACUUUGAACAUUGUGCACGAAAUAUGUGGUUAAUUGAUGUUUUUAAUUAUUUUAUUGAAUUUGCCGGCUUAGAUUCUGAAGAACCUGAUUUUGAUGGAAAAUAUUUGUCACGUAGUAAACAACAAGAAUGGUUACAAAUUUAUCUAUCACAUGCUACGUUUUUACAUAAUGAAAAAAUAAAAAUGAGUCUAGAUGAAUUGUGUGAUUUAGGUGAUUGUCUUCGUGCACCUAUUCAUCUUUAUUGGGCAUUAUGGGCUUUUCUCGAAGCAUUACUUAAUCCAGCAUCAUUGGAAAAAUUUGAUUAUAUCAAAUAUGGAAAAUGUCGACUAGAACAAUAUAAAAAUCAUAAAAAUGAAUUCUUUUCGACUGAAGUCAAUCAAUAA
Messenger RNA from Adineta steineri, 1125 nucleotides. NCBI's taxonomy places the organism in Eukaryota, Metazoa, Rotifera, Eurotatoria, Adinetida, Adinetidae. The record is from the annotation of a GenBank genome assembly.